AUGGGUGCAGAAAAAUCAAAAUCAAGUUCUACAACGACAAUGCACAAUAACCAACCGCGACAACGCAUGGUUCAAAACUACCUCUUAGUUUGCGUGGAUGCGAACAUCGAUCAAAAGGACCAAAACUGUCAGAACACUUUGACGCACUUACGAAGUGUUGUCAAUGAUGUCAAUAUAUACACUCAACCAGAUGCUUGCGUUCAAUUCCUCAACAGCAUUGGUGACGAAAAAGCUUUCGUCAUCACAACGGGAUGCUUAGGUCAACACUUCGUGCCCGAGAUUCACGGCAUUCCACAAACAAAGAACUGGUCAAAGAUCAAAGGUGUUCACACAAAUAUUGAAGAAAUCUGUGAAGCGCUGACCACGGGUGUUAAACAACAUAAUCAAGACUCCAUCGCCAUGAGUUUAAUUCCCGUAAUAGGAGAGGGUUCCAAUGUCAAUCUCAAUCAACUGGAACCCAGUUUUAUGUACACGCAAAUAUUUAAGAAGAUUCUCCUCGACAUGGAGCAUGACAGGCAAGCAAUCAAAGACCUGGCCAAUUACUGUCGUCAGCGUUUUCAAGACAACUUCGCGGAACAAAGUAUUAUCGAUGAGUUUGAAGGUGAAUAUCGUCCGGACAAGGCCAUAUGGUGGUAUACACGUCAGUGUUUUACCUACCAAAUGCUCAAUCGAGCACUUCGCACUUUGGAUAGCGAAGUUAUUAUUAACAUGGGAUUUUUUCUCCAUGAUUUACACAAACAAAUACAACAACUACACCAAGAACAGGUCAGUAAUUACAGAGGAAAACCUUUCGUAGUCUACCGUGGACAGGGACUAUGUGGUCUUUUGUCUUUUAACAACUUUUUAUCCACCAGUACCACACCAGGGAAAUCUCUCGAGUUUACCUACAGCGCUCUCGGUGAUCCCGACAAGGUGGGUAUCCUGUUCAUGAUCACCAUCGAUCCGAAUAUUGCUAGUACUCCAUUCGCAUCGACUGGGGAUUUCAGUUAUUUCGAAGACGAAGCAGAGAUCCUGUUUUCCAUGCACGGCGUGUUUCGAGUCUGUACAAGUACAAUUCGACAAACACGUGACGGCACUAAACUUUAUCAUGAGGUGCAACUUCAGUUGACUGCUGAUAACGAUCCACAACUCCGCGUAUUAACCGACCGUAUUGAAAGUGAAGUUGGAGGCAAUACAGGAUGGCAACGUUUGGGUCGCUUAUUGCUAACAAUUGAACAGUUGGAUAAAGCCGAAGAACUGUACGCUGCGUUACUGGCACAAGCGUCUGAUACGAAUGACAGAGCACUCUAUUAUCAUCAACUUGGCUACUUAAAAAAUAAUCAAGGUGGUCAUAGAAUGGCUAUCGAAUACUAUGGAAAAGCACUUGAAAUCUGGGGAAAAGCUCUUCCUUCGAAUCACCCUGAUUUGGCUACUUCGUACAACAACAUGGGAGAGUAUUCGAAAGCACUUUCAUUCUAUGAAAAAGCACUUGAAAUCUGGGAAAGAUCUCUUCCUUCGAAUCAUCCUUCGCUGGCUACUUUUUACAAUAACAUCGGUGCGGUGUACUACAACGUGGGCGAGUAUUCGAAAGCACUUUCAUUCUAUGAAAAAGCACUUGAAAUCUGGGAAAGAUCUCUUCUUUCGAAUCACCCUGAUUUGGCUACUUCGUACAACAACAUCGGUUUGGUGCAUGACAACAUGGGAGAGUAUUCGAAAGCACUUUCAUUCUAUGAAAAAGCACUUGAAAUCUGGGAAAGAUCUCUUCUUUCGAAUCACCCUGAUUUGGCUACUUCGUACAACAACAUCGGUUUGGUGCAUGACAACAUGGGAGAGUAUUCGAAAGCACUUUCAUUCUAUGAAAAAGCACUUGAAAUUGGAGAAAAAUCUCUUCCUUCGAAUCAUGCCUGGCUGGCUGCUUCGUACAACAACAUCGGUGCGGUGUACUACAACGUGGAAGAUUAUUCAAAAGCACUUACUUAUUUCGAACGCUCUCUGGACAUUCUGCAACGUGUGUUACCGGCGAAUCACCCUUAUAUAAAAACUGCAAGAGAAAGUGUCGAAAUUUGUAAAAGAGAAUGA
Molecule: messenger RNA, 2058 nt
Organism: Adineta ricciae
Lineage: Eukaryota; Metazoa; Rotifera; Eurotatoria; Adinetida; Adinetidae
Source: the annotation of a GenBank genome assembly